AUGUCGGAACUUGCGAUAUUUUUCGUACACGGUGUCGGAUGUUCUGGGGACGUGUGGCGGGAGCAGCUGCAGUAUUUCUCGCAGCUUGGCUGUACGGUUGUCGUUCCCGAUCUCCUCGGACAUGGAUUCAGCGGCACGCCCGACGAUGCUAGUGCCUACGAGUUCCAGCAGAUGGCGCUCGACAUGCUGGCAGUGUUUGACUACUACCACAGACCUAACAACGUCGUCGUCGGCCACUCUUACGGAACAUCGCUCGUGACCGUGCUUGCGAGGGAGAGGCAGCAUCUGGUGAGCGGGAUGGUGUUGGUGAGUGGAGGAGGACCCACCCCUCUCUCUGCCCAGCCUGGUAUCUUCUGUAUGCCCGCGUGCCUACUGUCAUGCAUGCGGCCAGCCCUGAUGUCGUUCUUUGAAAAGCGGGCGUUCAGAGAUGUUGCGCAACGAUCGAACAGAGACAAGGCAGUGACUCUCGACAUACCAAUGUACGUCAUGAAGCACGUGAUCAACGGACAGCGCUGGAAGGAAGGUGACCUUGAGUAUCACACGAAUGUCACCGUACCCACAUUGCUCCUAUUCGGCAUGGACGAUAGGUUUGUCGGACUACAGGACGAAUGCGACAUGCUAGAGGCUCUAGUGGGAUCUAGGCUGGAAAUUCUGGAAGGCGCCGGUCACAUGGUAAUGAUGGAGAAACCGGGAGAAGUUAAUAUUCUUAUCCACGAUUUCAUAUCCAGUGACCCUGUGAAGCAAGCGGAUCAGCCCCGAGGAAAUGCAAAAUUAUCAGAAUUGGAUGGAUCCAGUCAAAAUAGAAUCAGGGUUGUCCGUCAGGUGACUGAGAGUUGAGCUUUAGUUUUAGUUCACCUAUUGAUCGUGCAUUUAGGUUCCCCCCAUGCAUAGCGAGUGAUGUGAAUUACACCUAAAAAAAAUAAUUGUUUACUCUAAAAGAAUCGUUAACUAAAAGGAACUACAAACUGUUAAAUAUCUGUUAAUUAUAAGCUCUUCAUAUUUGCGCAAAAUGGCGGGCGCUGCGCUACCUUUGUGUUGUUAUGGCAGCGAUUGAUUAUAACUAUUUAUAAAUCACGUGUAAAGACUUCGUCAUUGCAAGCGUUUAAUUUACAACGUUCGUAGCGGAAAUAUUAUAGAUUUCGAAGUGAAUUUCAUACAGUGUGCUCAGCACUCAUGCAAUAAUGGCGUGUUCGAGUGAUAAAUACUAUAUUGCUCGUUGUGAUAAAUGAUCGCAAGGUUUUAUAUGUAAAUAUUUUAGUAUGUUUUUUUGUAUAAGAAACACGUGAGUGUAUUCGGCAAAAAAACCAUUUCACAGAUUAGUAAAGAACGUCAAAUAUUGUAGAUUAAUUGCGUCGGGCGUCAGUUUAUUCCACAAUUUGUUCGCAGGCAGAGGAAAAAUAAACGACAAUAUAAAAAAGUUUAUUGUCACAUUUGCGUUAAACCUUGUUUGGCCUUC
Priapulus caudatus is the source of this 1456-nucleotide messenger RNA. Its product is annotated as abhydrolase domain-containing protein 8-like. The record is from RefSeq and is a predicted model, not a curated record. Gene Ontology annotation, molecular function: catalytic activity. Lineage: Eukaryota; Metazoa; Priapulida; Priapulimorpha; Priapulimorphida; Priapulidae. Bases 1 to 837 code for a protein of 278 amino acids. The transcript is spliced from 5 exons.